UUUUUUAUUUAAAAAGAGCAAAAACUCGCAAUAAUGUUAGUUUUUCUGUUAAAUAGAAGUGGAACGUUAAUUUAUCGGUAAAACGAUAUCUUCUUACAAGUCGGCGCCCGCCAUUAAAUUCCGUGUGCCGGCGAUUUGGGCAAUUUCGAGAUUCGCCUGUAAAAAUGCUCAGAUUUCGGCAUUUGGCGACGUUUGGCAUAAAAUCGGCUCGUCCGAUUAAAUUGAGCCCACAAAAUUCUACAGGACCACAAACGUUUUUUAUCGCCCAUAGAUACUAUUCAAGACCACCAAAUAAAGAUAAUAAAAAUAUCCCAUCAUUACAAGAAUGUAUAAAACCCAACGAAAUGAGUAAACUUCCUAAAUUAGAGUGUGCUUUUGAUGCUAUCGAAGCAGAACAUCGCCGGAGAAAUAGGAACAUUUUAAUUAUAGGUUUAUUGUUUGCAGCACUUAGUAUAGGGGCUUUAGUGUUGUAUUUAAAUGCAACUGAAGAUAAACCACCAAAGAGAAAACCAAAACCAAAAAGACCAGCCAAACCAAUAAAAGGAGUUCCAAUUAAAAACCCAGCAAAUUCGGGUGAUAUCCCCGCCGAAGUUCCCUAUUUAUUAAUAGGUGGUGGUACAGCUGCAUUCUCUGCAUUUCGCGCAAUAAAAUCAAGCGAUCCAACGGCUCAAGUUUUAGUAGUAAGCGCAGAUGGUUUUUACCCUUACAUGCGUCCGCCGCUUUCUAAAGAACUUUGGUUCGGCGAAGAUGAAAGUGUUGCGCGAAAUCUAGAAUUUAAACAAUGGAAUGGUUCCCAAAGAAGUCUUUUUUACGAACCCGAUGAUUUCUAUGUGCCAUGUCGGGAAUUACUCGAUACUCCAAACGGCGGAGUAGCAGUCGCUCGUGGAUGGUCGAUUUCUCAUUUAGACGUCGUCGAGCGUAUUGCGUACCUCGAAAAUGGACAAGAAAUUAAAUACGGAAAGUGCCUUAUUGCAACGGGGGCAUCGCCGAAAAAUCUAGAUGUUUUUGAAAAUGCUGAAGAUGCUGUUAAAGAAAACGUUACGAUUUACAGGGAUGUUUAUGAUUUUAAAUAUAUGUUUGAUAUAUUAGGAGGGGCUAAAGCGAUUGCGAUUGUUGGUGGUGGAUUUCUUGGAAGUGAAUUAGCUUGCGCGUUUGGUAGAAAAUUUAAAAAGGAAGGAAUACAAGAGGUUUAUCAAAUUUUUAAAGAAGGUGGUAAUAUGGGAAAAGUCCUUCCGGAAUAUUUAAGCUUUUGGACUACGGAUAAAAUUAAACACGAAGGCGUACAUGUAUUAACUAAUAGUGAGGUUAUGUCGGCGGUUCCCUCCAAAGAUAGAGUUAAAUUAACGCUAAAUAACGGAAAGGAUAUUAUCGUGGAUAAGGUUGUUGUGGCUGUUGGAGUCGAGCCAAACACUCAAAUAGCAGAAAAAUCCGAUUUAGAAACUGAUCCAGAUCUUGGAGGAUAUUUAGUCAACACCGAACUUCAAGCUAGAUCAAAUUUAUACAUCGCUGGAGAUUGUGCGUGCUUUUACGACGUAAAAUUGGGUAGAAGAAGAGUUGAGCACCAUGACCACGCAGUUAUUUCCGGUCGAUUAGCAGGAGAAAACAUGACAGGUGGUGCAAAACCAUAUCUUCAUCAAAGUAUGUUUUGGUCUGAUUUAGGACCGGAAGUUGGUUAUGAAGCGAUUGGAAUUAUCGAUUCAACUUUACCAACAGUUGGUGUAUUUGCCAAAGCCAGCGAUAAAGAUAAUCCAAAAGCAGUGAUAACCGCAUCAGAUGACGGUCUUCGUUCGGAAACUGUUCCACCAGAAUGUAAAAAAUACGCUGCUACUUCACCGGAAGCUGAGAAAAAAGCACAGGAUAAUCGAAGGGAGAUGAGUAAACCAAUGGAAGGUGAAGAUUUUGGAAAAGGAGUUAUUUUUUAUUUAAGGGAUGAUAUCGUAGUCGGAAUUGUAUUAUGGAAUGUAUUCAAUCGAAUGCAAAUUGCUAGACAAGUAUUAAAAGAUGAACGAAAGUACGAAGAUUUAAAUGAAGUCGCGAAGUUGUUUAAUAUACACGAAGAUUGAAGAAUUAAUUUUUUAUGAGACAAUGAUCUAAAAUAAAAAAAAAAAAAGAAUUUAACCAUAUACAAUUAAGAGUGGUUUUUGUUAGAUUUCACUUUUUUGUUGUUACUGACACUUAACCAUUUUUUUUUGUAGUUUAAGUUUUGUAAAUAGGUUGUUUUCUUUUUUUAAAACAUAAAAAUCAUGUAUAUUUUAAUCAUGUACAUAAGUUCUAAGGACUUUUUGGUGCAUGGUUUUUGUAAAUGACACCCACUCUAAUUGGAAUAGUUUAUUUCUUUUUUUUUUCUAUACUUUAUGUGUAAUGAUGAUGUGCUAUAAUUUUUUGCAUUUGUUUUGUUAAAUUUGUACACAAAGAAAUUGAUAUGAAAACAUUUUAUUAUU
Molecule: messenger RNA, 2441 nt
Organism: Onthophagus taurus
Lineage: Eukaryota; Metazoa; Arthropoda; Insecta; Coleoptera; Scarabaeidae
Gene: AIF
Product: Apoptosis inducing factor
Biological process (GO): apoptotic process; mitochondrial respiratory chain complex assembly
Cellular component (GO): cytoplasm; mitochondrion
Molecular function (GO): protein dimerization activity; FAD binding; NAD(P)H oxidase H2O2-forming activity
Source: RefSeq, a predicted model, not a curated record